UAGGGAAUCCAACGAUCUGUCAAACUAUUCCAAUAUGUCUGGCGAUUGGCAUGCAAUACAUUGAAAGCAUAUGAUAAAUAUUGUUUUUUAAGUAUUUAAAGUAAUUUUCGUAUAUUUAUAUCCGCCUAAGUAUUGCUAACAUACUUCUGUGACAUAAUAAAAAAUAUUGUUUACAUCAAUAAACUAGAAUAAGUACUUAAAAAGUUUUAUUUAACUAAGUAAUUUGGAAGGUUGAAGAAAGGUUAGUUAGUAAUAGCUAUGCCACUAACAUGUAUUGUAGUGAACUGUGGAAGCAGGUCGAAAAGGGAUAAAGUAUCUUUUUUUGCUAUUCCCAAACCACUGAAGUUUAAACAUGCUAUCCACUUGAAUGAAUUAACUGUUAAACGCAGAAAAAAAUGGAUAAGGGCCAUACGAAGAGCAGACCUGACAGAAUCAAAAUUAAAAUAUCAAAAAGUGUGUUCCAAACAUUUUAUUCAAGGACAACCUGCAAAACUUGAAGAUGUAAAUGAUCCUGAUUGGAUACCAACCCAAAAUAUGGGUUACUCUAGGGGACCUGUAAAACGAAAGCAGGACCUUGAAAGACUGGAAAGAGUAAAGAAAAGAUCUUCCACAAAGGUUUCACAAGAGGACAAUGAUACAUUUAUUGAGAAUGAAAACAAUACAGUAAGUGAAAGUAACACUACAGCAAUGUAUGAAGACAGUACUGGAACCGAAACUCAAACUGAGUUAACCUCAGAUGAUAUUGAACAGAUGGCUCAACAAUUAAAAUUUGCAAAUAAAAAAAUUGACGAGUUGACUCGCAGAAUUAAUAAGACCAUUUAAAGUUUCGAGUCACUAGAAACGGACAAUCCGAAAUGUUUAUAUUAUACCGGUUUAAAUUUUUCUGUUUUGAAGUCAGUAUUUGACAGAAUUAAACCAUUUAUUCCAUCAUCCUCAGUAACUGUUUUAGAUCCCUCUCAACAAUAUUUGUUGACAUUGAUGAAAAUGAGACUUAAUCUAGAUUUUAAAUAUUUGGCCUACCAAUUUGGCAUUUCUCAAUCAACAUGUUCCACCUAUUUUAAUACCAUCAUCUCAAUAAUGUAUCAAAGAUUUAAAAAUAGCAUAAAAUGGCCAGAUCGGGAAAUUAUUAAAAAAAACAUGCCUUCUUGCUUUAGAGAAGUCUUUCAUGAUAAGACCACAAUUAUCAUUGAUUGCUUUGAGGUGUUUAUCCAAAAACCAGCUAGUUAUUUAACCCAGCAGCAAACAUGGUCAAACUAUAAACAUCAUAACACAGUUAAAUUCCUUAUUGGAAUUACUCCCCAAGGCUGUAUUUCAUAUAUCAGUAAAGCAUGGGGAGGAAGAACAUCAGAUAAACAAAUAGUAGAGCUCUCUGGUUUUUUGGAUAAAAUAGAACCCCAAGAUAUUGUGAUAGCAGAUCGAGGUUUUUUAAUAAAAGAAUUUUUAGAUGUGUUACAAGCAAAGCUAGUAAUUCCAGCUUUUACCAAGGGGAAAAAACAAUUGCUUCCACUAGAGCUGGAAGAAACUAGAAACAUUGCACAGGUUAGAAUCCACGUAGAAAGAGUUAUUGGCUCCAUUAAAAAUAAAUUUAAUAUUUUUUCAGAGCCACUUCCGAUUUCUAUGUUAACCCAUGUUACUGAUGGUAUAAAUAUAGUUGAUAAGAUAAUUUUUAUAGCAUGUGUUUUGAUUAAUUUAUGCCCUCCUAUUGUUCCAAUUUAAUUAAAUUUAACCUAUUUCACCAGAUUGUCGCCUUUUUAGUAUUUCUUUUAAUAAUUUUUGGUACACAUCUAAAGUGUCACUACGAAAAACAAUCAAUGACACCUUUGGCCAAAACUAGGAUAUAUAUAUAUAUAUAUAUAUAUAUAUGCCAUGUUGUCGAGGUUGUCAGUUAGUUUUGAAUUAUAAAUAGCUACAGCAAGAAAACUUGCAUUGUUUCAGACAAAAUCAAACAAGCUUAUAUUUUUCUAAAACUUUUUUUGUUGGUUUUUAAAUAUGUUAAAGUAAAAAGUUCUACUCACAGAUUUGGCCGCUAAUUGUUUAAAGAAUUAAAACUCUUUUGUAUACUUAAAUAAUUUUAAAAAUAUUGAAUUCAUCAUUUUACAAAUCUUUGUUGUGGGGAAGCUUGCAGUUCUGAUGAUCUAUUGUUGUUAAAUCGGUAUAAUAUAAACAAAAUUGGGCAUUUUUGUCUGUUUGAUUUAUAAAUAAAUAAACAUUUUGCUUUAUGUUGUAAAGUACUUUAUAAUCAACUAUUUUCAAUGGGAAAUAAGCCACAAUUUUACCAAAAAAAUGAUUUUAUUAACGUUUCGACGCCCAAGUCGGGUGUUGUCAAAAUACAAAAUAUUAAAUUAAACAAAAAUGUUAUUGCUUAGUAAAAAAUUCUUCUAAUAAUUUAUUUAAUCUGACUCAUUUAUAUCAGCAAUUCAGACAUGGAUUAUACAUUUUAAUGAAGAAGACUUUAAAAUGAUAUUGCCAAUAUUGAUGAGUUGCGUUCCUGGGACGACUUUACUAAAAGAUAGUAAAUCAUAAUAUUAUCAUUCGAAAUUGGUAGGUUUAUUGGUCAAAAGGUGGAGAAUAAAAGACAAAGACUUCGGCUACUUCAUCUAUUUAUUGAAGACAUUUUUGUUCACUAAUUAGUGAACAUUACCAGUUCAUCUACAAAUGAGUUUGAUAAAUAACAAACAUCCAUAGAAAAAAAAGCAAUGCAACUAGCAAGUUGUAAGUAAAGCAGCUAGUGAAACGAACCAUUGAGAAAUGUAAAAUACAGACAUUAAGUUUGUAAAAAACUAAGUACAGUUAACAAUUUAAAAGCCAAUACAAGAGCAAGAGAUCAUGUAGUAACAUAAUGAUUGCAUAAAAAAAUUGCAAAAAAUGUGUUCAACUAGAACGAAAAUAAUGUCCAGAAUUCAACAAUUCCAGACAAUAAUUUGCAUUCAAAUGAUUUAAUUUUAACUUUAAGUAGCAUUCUUACAAUAAUGACUGUGGCUAGCGUAUAUUAUUUAUGUACACCUCAUUGGUUGUUUUUGUAUUUUGAUAUUAAUAAAAAAUUUGUGACAAUUUUAAUGAAAAUAAAUCAUAUGAAAACUGAAAAGAA
Molecule: messenger RNA, 3088 nt
Organism: Diabrotica virgifera virgifera (western corn rootworm)
Lineage: Eukaryota; Metazoa; Arthropoda; Insecta; Coleoptera; Chrysomelidae
Exons: 4
Coding region: 259-822 (187 amino acids)
Source: RefSeq, a predicted model, not a curated record